Chelonoidis abingdonii (Abingdon island giant tortoise) is the source of this 697-nucleotide messenger RNA. Its product is annotated as phospholipase A and acyltransferase 3-like. Gene Ontology annotation, cellular component: cytoplasm. Gene Ontology annotation, biological process: N-acylphosphatidylethanolamine metabolic process. The record is from RefSeq and is a predicted model, not a curated record. Lineage: Eukaryota; Metazoa; Chordata; Testudines; Testudinidae. Gene Ontology annotation, molecular function: glycerophospholipid phospholipase A1 activity; A2-type glycerophospholipase activity.
CAGAGGUGAGAAGAAACUCACUCAGCCGUCUGGACACUGUGGAAAUGCCCCCGCUGUUUGAGGAACCAAAACCUGGGGACCUGAUUCAGAUUUCACGCUUUGGAUACCAGCACUGGGCCCUCUAUGUGGGAAAUGGUUACGUCAUCCACCUGGCCCCGCCCAGUGAGUAUGCAGGAGCUGGCUCCUCCAGCAUCAUGUCCGUGCUGACCGACCGAGCCGUGGUGAAGAAGGAGCAUCUCCGGGACGUUGCUGGUGGUGACCGGUACCGAGUCAACAACAAGUAUGACGGGAGGUGCUCGCCACUGCCAGUCAGCGAGAUCCUCAUGGAGGCCGAGUCUCUGGUGGGCCAGGAGAUGCUGUACAGCGUCACUAGUGAGAACUGCGAGCACUUCGUCACCAAGCUGCGCUACGGCCAGCCCAUGUGUGACCAGGUCAGGAACGCCAUGCUGACCGUGGGGGUCGCAGGGCUGGGCCUAGCUACUCUGGGGCUCGUCGGAGCCAUGGUCACAAGGUCCAGGCGUCAGAACCAAUAGCACAGACUCCCCUCUGGGCCCAAGGCCUGGAGCCUCUGCAGCAGGGGCCCUCCGGGCGGGCUCCUCGUGGGGAGCAAGCUGGAUGUGUCAGCAUCUUCCUGUCCUUUGUCAUUGGGUUUUUUGGAUUGGAUGUCUCAUUUACAAUAAACUAAUCUAGCCUCACA